Rubroshorea leprosula is the source of this 2635-nucleotide messenger RNA. Lineage: Eukaryota; Viridiplantae; Streptophyta; Magnoliopsida; Malvales; Dipterocarpaceae. The record is from the annotation of a GenBank genome assembly.
AUCCGUUUUAUUAGAUCUACUUAAUCAAUUUCUCCUAAUCAAAUCGCCUUUCAACAACCCUAUCUGUAUCUGUGAAUCCCUCCCUCCAGAAAUGGCUGAUGCUAUACUUUCCUUACUCCUAGACCAGGUAAAAACAAUCAUCGACAAGGCAAAGAAAGAGGUGAAGCUGCUUGUCGGUGUUGAGGAAGAAGUGGAAAAGCUUGAAAGGAAUCUUGAUCUCGUCCUGACCAUGCUCGCGGACGCUGAAGAGAAGAAAACAACCGACAAACUUGUCAAGAUAUGGCUGGCCAGGCUCAAAGAAGCUGCAUACGACAUGGAGGAUGCAUUGGAUGAGUGGAGAUCUGGAGUAGAGCUGGAAGUAAAAGGGGCAGAAAAUGCUCAGGGGAAGGUACCACGACUCUGCAAUUUCUUUUCAAGCUUUUCUUUUCGUCGUGAAGUUGCUGUGAACAUAAAGGAAAUCAAUAGAAGAAUAGAUGAGAUUGUAAAGGAGAAAGAUAGGUAUCAAUUAGAAAGUAAGAAGAUUGAACUUCCAAAACGUCCAGAAACUUCAUCUUUUGUUGAUGUGUCAAAACUAUGUGGUCGGGAUGGGGUGAAGAGAGAAAUAUUGAGUUAUUUGAUGGGAGGGAAUAGUGAAGUGGAGGCUGGGAAACCAAUUCAAACCAUCUCUAUAGUGGGGAUGGGUGGGCUGGGAAAGACAGCUCUGGCACAACUGGUAUGCAAUGACCCUGAUGUUAAACAACAUUUUGAGAGUGUAGCAUGGGUUUGUGUUUCUGAUUCUUUUGAUGAGAAAAGAGUUGCAAAAGCAAUCAUUCAAGGGCUUGAAAACCUUUGUGGUGGCGCAGCAUAUGGCCUAGAAUCAGAUCCAUUGGAGAGGUGGGAUUCACUAAAAGUUACAUUCAAUCUUGGUGCCACAGCAAGUAAAAUUUUAGUCACUACUCGGAAUCUUAAUGUUGCAUCAAUGAUGGGGUCCUCUGACUCACAAAUCAUUCAUCUAAAGAAAUUGGGUGAUGAGGAGUGUUGGUCAAUACUCAGAGAUAUAGCAUUCAGGGGAAAGGACAAGAUGAAGAGUCGAGGAGAUUUAGAGGAAAUUGGGAGGAAAAUUGCAAAAAGAUGUACAGGCUUACCUCUUGCUGCCAAAGUUUUAGGAAGUCUCUUACAGUCUAGAAGUACUAAAGGAGAGUGGCUAACUAUCUUGGAUAGUGAAAUAUGGAAACUAAAUUUGGCACAAAAGGAAAUUUUUGCUCCUUUACUAUUGAGUUAUUAUGAUUUGCCCCAUCCUGUAAGGCAGUGCUUCUUGUACUGUGUACUUUUCCCUAAAGAUUUUGAAUACACGUAUAAUAACAUAACAUCACAUUGGCUGGCACAGGGGUUUUUAGGCUCUGAUCCUAAUGCAGAUUUGGAGUCAGUAGGGCUAGAAUACUUUAACAUCCUAGUAGCCCACUCUUUCUUUCAAGAUUUUAAAAUUUGGAAUGGACAAAUUUAUCAUUUUAAGGUGCAUGAUGUGGUACAUGACUUUGGCAAAUAUUUGGCAGAGGAUGAGUUUGCUACGGAGGUUGUGGAAUCUGAUCAUUUGAGUACAAACUCAGCAAAACACCGUCACUUGUUAGUGAUGGUUGAUAAAAGGAUGACUUUUCCAACAUUCAUUUCUGGUGCAGAAAAGUUGCGAACUCUUGUAACUUAUACAGGAAAAGAUACUUUGACUCCAAAUGCAUUGCGUAGCUUGUUUAAUCAUUGCAGACGCUUAAGGCUGUUGGAUUUUAACCGCCCAACUCAACGUAAUCAUUUAUGUAAUGAAGUACCUGAAGAAGUUGGGAAAUUGAUGCACUUGAGACAUAUAAACUUGGCUUAUAGUAAAAAAUUAGAAACGCUACCUGAAGCACUCUGCAACAUAUUUAAUUUGGAGUGUUUGAAUCUGGAGAGAUGCCAAAAUCUGAAGCAUUUGCCAGAGUCGAUAGGAAAAUUACUCAAUUUGAGGACUAUUGCUACUACUGGUUGCUUUGCUCUAACUCAAUACCCAAAAGACAUCCGGAAAUUAACUUCUCUUAGAAGGGCACACGGGGUCAUUGCUAGAGCUGAUAGGAAUGAUGAUAAAGAAUUUAGCCUUGCUGAUCUUGGAAACUUGAAGCAUCUCCGUACGGUUGCGAUGAAAGUUGUGGGAAAUUCAAUUGAUAAGGAAGAGGCUAGGAAAGCUGAACUUCAGAAUGUGGAGGAAUUAGGGAUAUAUUUGGCUGGAGAAGUUGAGGAAGGUGACAUAAUCGAAGCCUUACACCCGCCUGCAGGCAUAAGAUUUGGUUUCUGCGACAACUAUUGGCUCAUUCCGCGUGGCCUUGAAUUAUAAAAAGUCGGGUGCUCUUCUCUAUGGGGCGCAUGCUUGCUUCCCCAAGGAGUUGAGCCUGCUCGUGGCAAGAGGAUUCUGAAAAUUGAGCGAUAGGUUUCUUCUAUUGUUGAUGAAUAAGGAAGUUGUUCCGGUCUCCGAAGAGAAAAUCUGUUGUCUUAAUUUCUGGUUGUUUUGUAUUUCGAAUAUUAUGUACAAGAAUUGUGUUCCUGUGUGUGUUUAUUUUCUUAACAUGUUAUGCAAAACUCAUCAUGUAUCUCCUGCUUUCAUUGUGUAUACCUGAUAGCAUGAUCAUCAAUC